AUGGAUCUGGAGUUCCGCGGUGUCAUAGCACCAAAUGGGCUGCCUUCACAAGCAAGUUUGAUAACGCCCUCGGGCACCACCAGCGACUUUCGGAACACGCCGAGGCUUCCCCGGCCGAUGACAGGCUUCGAUUUCCCAAAUAGGAGUACGGAACUUUGCGAGAUGGAGAAGGUGCCCCCGCAAAUCACUGGAAAACGGCGGGGUGGUAGUAGAAAGGCCUGUAACGAGUGUAAACAGCAAAAGCUUCGAUGUGAUAUUGUUCAGACGCCGGCAGCCGCAUGUUCGCGCUGUCGGCGCCUUCAGAUAGAAUGCAAGAUUGAGCCUACAUUCAAGCGAAUCUCCAAGCGGAGACGCAACGCUGAAAUGGAAAAGGAGCUCGCAGAACUCCGUCGACGGCUCGCUAUCAAUGGCGAACGGCCUCAGACGGUGGAGGCCAAUGCCAGCGAUGAAAUGUCGCAGUGUUCAGGGGAUGAGUACUGUGGACCAGACUCCGCGCUUUCCAGUCGGAGUCGCCCUCUCUCUGCCCCCUUGGAACCGCAACCUCUGCCAGCUCCUUUGGCUUUACCCAGAGACAGUUCCAUCAUCUCCCAGGAUGACAGUCCUUGGAGGCUGGAGGAUGUCACACUCUCCAGACAACGAGUAGCACGAUUGUUUGACCAAUACUUCACGUAUUACCACCCCUUUCUGCCCCUUCUAAACCCUCAAAAGCCUCCUGAGGAGUAUCUGCGCCGCAGCCGCUUGCAAGCCUGGACGAUCAUUUGCAUCGCUAGUCGUCGAGCGCCAUCGGAACCGGGUCUUCUAAGUUCACUCACUGGGCCUUUCAGCAGGCUUCUUUGGUCGACCCUUACUGGAGUGCCUCAAGACUACCGUGUGGUCAAGGCUUUAUGCCUACUUUGCACAUGGCCGCUGCCCACAACGAGUCAAAGGACCGAUGCUACCUUUAUGCUUAGCGGACUGAUGAUGCAGAUUGCGAUGCAGCUGGGUCUGCAUCGGCCUGUCCAGGCAGAGGAGUUUACGACGUUCCGAAUGGAAGCUCAAGGAGAAGCAGUGAAGGAUCGUUUACAGACAUGGGCUAUCUGUAAUAUUGUGGCUCAGAACGUCGCAACCGGCUACGGACAGCCUCCGGGCACCAUAUAUGAUUGGGCGCUUGAACCACCAUCUCUCCGAGACGCUGAUUACAAUCCUUCGGAUGACUUGCGAAUCCGAUUGCGGAUUGAAAAGUUCUGUGACCGCGUGACAAAGGCAUUAUAUAGCGGAAAGCCUGAGCCAGCCGAAUUCAUCAGUUCGGAGAAAUUGUUAAUCGUGCAGCUUCUGGAGAGUGAACUCCGGGAGAUGGAAGUCGACUUUGGUCGAGACAUAUCACACAUCAAUAUGAUCCAUCUGCGAGCCGCGGAGUUGCACCUGAGAUACUUUGUGUUCCUUGGUUCUAAUCCACGAGGUGAAGAUUUGACAAAGCUUUUCAUCGCCACGACGUCAUUCCUCGGACGAGUUUUGGACUUGGAGACAUCUCCUGGAGAACUGAUUGGCCACGCCACCAAUUAUAUCCUUCAGAUGAUAGUCUCUGCUGCCUUUGCCCUCAUGAAGCUGUUGAAGAGUGAUUUCAGCCGUCAUAUCGACUUCGAUCACGGCAAAUUACUGUUCAAUGGAGCCAUCUCGGCCAUCCGACGGAUAAGUGUUAUGGAUCAUGAUCGCCCUGUUCGCCUGGCCGAUAUUUUGGCCCAGAUGUGGAAUGCAAACGAGGCAGCACACUCUCCGGGCGAUAAUAUCUUGGAGCUGAAAGUUCGCUGCAGAAUGAGCAUGAGUCAUGUCUAUGACACGGUCUGGCGCUGGCGGCAGAGAUUCAGGCCUAUGCGAAGCAUCGAGGACUCACAAGUCACAGUGGCCAACCCAAACAUAUCGGCGGCCGCAGGCACUAUCACCCGGCAGCAGGAUGAUACGCUAGAUGAAACUGGUUUGAUCUAUCCGCCCAAUUUCGACCAAGGGGCCUUCAUCAGUGAAGCAGGGUUCUCCGAAGUUUUUGAUUCCCUCAACUGGGUCUUUGAUGGGAUUCCCGAUUCUUUCGUUGCACCGCCGGUCAUGUAG
Messenger RNA from Aspergillus fischeri NRRL 181, 2082 nucleotides. RefSeq names its product transcription factor domain-containing protein. Gene Ontology annotation, molecular function: transcription cis-regulatory region binding; zinc ion binding; DNA-binding transcription factor activity, RNA polymerase II-specific. Gene Ontology annotation, biological process: regulation of DNA-templated transcription; DNA-templated transcription. Gene Ontology annotation, cellular component: nucleus. Lineage: Eukaryota; Fungi; Ascomycota; Eurotiomycetes; Eurotiales; Aspergillaceae. The record is from RefSeq and is a predicted model, not a curated record. Bases 1 to 2082 code for a protein of 693 amino acids. The transcript has 7 exons.